CAGACUGCGCACAGAGCUUGUCGCGCGGAAUAUUGGCCGAAAUUGCCAACGAACUCAAAUAAAGAGACGUCACGAGACCAUCAAAAGAGGCUUCAACGGUCGAGAACACCGCAGUUGUAACAUCAGUUUCCCUGAAGCGCUCAAAUCAUCUGGGCAGGAGCAGCCAUGCCAUUUGGCUGUUUGACUCUGGGACCGAAGAAGGAUUACAACAGUCCUUCUGAGGUCACUGAUAAAUAUGACCUGGGACAGGUAGUGAAAUCGGAGGAGUUUUGUGAAAUAUUCAGGGCGAAAGACAAGAACACAUUGAAAAUGCACACCUGUAAAAAGUUCCUGAAGAAAGACGGGAGGAAAGUACGGAAAGCAGCCAAAAACGAGAUCCUCAUUUUGAAAAUGGUGAAACAUCAUAACAUCCUCCAGCUGGUCGAUGUCUUUGAGACGAGAAAGGAGUACUUCCUGUUUCUGGAACUGGCCACGGGCAGAGAAGUUUUUGACUGGAUCUUAGACCAGGGCUACUACUCAGAACGUGACACCAGCAAUGUGAUGCGGCAAGUGCUGGAGGCUGUGGCUUACCUCCACAAUCUCCACAUCGUUCACAGAAACUUGAAGCUGGAAAAUCUUGUGUACUACAACCGCCUGAAGAAUUCCAAAAUUGUAAUCAGUGACUUUCACCUGGCCAAACUGGAAAACGGUCUCAUCAAAGAGCCAUGUGGCACACCAGAAUACCUUGCUCCAGAGGUGGUUGGCAGACAGAGAUAUGGCAGACCAGUAGACUGCUGGGCCAUUGGUGUGAUCAUGUACAUCCUACUUUCAGGAAACCCGCCUUUUUAUGAUGAGGCAGAUGAUGAUGAUUUUGACAAUCAUGAUAAGAAUCUUUUCCGGAAAAUUCUAUCUGGAGACUACGAGUUUGACUCGCCCUAUUGGGACGACAUCUCCGAUUCAGCAAAAAGCCUUGUUGCAUGUUUAAUGGAGGUGGACACAGACCAAAGACUGACUGCACAGGAAGCCAUUAACCAUGAGUGGAUAUCUGGUAAUGCCGCCUCAGACAAGAAUAUCAAAGAUGGCGUUUGUGCUCAGAUAGAGAAAAACUUUGCUAAAGCCAAAUGGAAGAAAGCUGUGCGUGUGACCACCUUGAUGAAAAGGCUCAGGGCCCCAGAUCAGAGUGACUCUGGGGCUUCUAGUCCUGCACUAGGAGCCUCAGGAGGCACCACCCCUGUUCCCCUGGCUGCCACACCAGUGCCUCCCCGAAGCACCUUGGUCAUCCAGGAUAAUCCAGAGGGACAGGAGGCCUCAGCUCCAAUACGGUGUAAUGGAGAGAUGUUAACGUCCCAGCAGUUUAGUGGGGAGACAAGGGAGGAAUAGAAUAGAGGGUGACAGAGAUCAGAGCAAUAUAGAGACAAAUUGAACAGCUCCUAAGCAGUACAUAUAAAUUCAGAUUGACAUCUAAUGGUGAAGCUAAAUUCAAUUGUACUUUUAGGAGCUUGAUUGCCAUUUUCAUUUGUGUGAAAAUGCUGUAAUCUAGAAAAACGUAAAAAA
Xyrauchen texanus (razorback sucker) is the source of this 1533-nucleotide messenger RNA. RefSeq names its product CaM kinase-like vesicle-associated a (gene camkva). Gene Ontology annotation, molecular function: calcium/calmodulin-dependent protein kinase activity; ATP binding; calmodulin binding. The coding region runs from base 166 to 1359 and encodes 397 amino acids. Lineage: Eukaryota; Metazoa; Chordata; Actinopteri; Cypriniformes; Catostomidae. The transcript has 11 exons. Gene Ontology annotation, cellular component: intracellular anatomical structure. Gene Ontology annotation, biological process: peptidyl-serine phosphorylation. The record is from RefSeq and is a predicted model, not a curated record.